Oreochromis niloticus (Nile tilapia) is the source of this 2188-nucleotide messenger RNA. RefSeq names its product receptor-type tyrosine-protein phosphatase C. The record is from RefSeq and is a predicted model, not a curated record. The transcript has 17 exons. Gene Ontology annotation, molecular function: protein binding. Bases 873 to 2144 code for a protein of 423 amino acids. NCBI's taxonomy places the organism in Eukaryota, Metazoa, Chordata, Actinopteri, Cichliformes, Cichlidae.
UGACAGACCUCUGCAGCCUCAGGACCCUGCUGCUCUGGGCUGGGAUCAUUGCUUUGGCCAGCUCUCAAGUCACCAAAAUUCCAGAUGGCACCAAACCCACCUCACCUCCAAGCACGACCACAAGUCCUGUAACAGACACGUCGGUCGCCACCUCACCUCCAAGCACGACCACAAGUCCUGUAACAGACACGUCGGUCGCCACCUCACCUCCAAGCACGGGUGCAGAUCCCGUAAUAAACCAGUCAGUCUCCUCCUCACCUCCACUCACUGUGAAUCCUCCCACGGUCACAGCACCUAAUUCCACAGCACCUAAUUCCACAGCACCUACUUCCACAAUCAAAGUCACCCCAACCAACUCCAGCUCUGCAGUUAGUUUGCCAAAUAACACCUCCUCUCAAUCAAAUUCUUCAUUUCAAGAAUCCAAUUCAACUACUAAAUCUGCAAUCACUGCUCCUCCAAUCACCUCGAAAGAGACCUCACCCACAUCCAAUACAUCCAGCAUCCAACCAGCCUCUCAGGCAAACAGCUCUCACACCCAGACCUCACCUCCAGUCACUCCGCCCAGCACCACAGUGACAGCUACGACCAAAGCCUCUCAGCCUCAAAACUGUUCUUACACCGUCACAAACAAGAACAAGUUGGGCUUGCAGAUUGAAAUAACCCCCUCUCGUAACUACAAAAUUUCUCUUACUGAAGAAGGACGACCACAGACUGGAAAGGAAAUCCAAGCUGAUCACUUAAAUCAAACCUCAGUAUGGAUAUUUGGACACCUGAAGCCGUGCACUAAUUACAGUCUUAGUGUUUCAUUUAUUAAUGAUACUGGAAAUGAAAUAUUCUGUCACUCUGCGGAAAAUAACUUUAGAACAGAUCCAAUGAGUGAAGGAGAUGUUAAAGAAGAAACCAGCUGCAUCCCUGGAUAUGUUUGUUAUGGAAGUGACUGGGACAUCAGCUCUUCAAUAUCAACACCAAAUAACCUCUCUGUUGUACAGUGUACAAAUGACAAGAAGACUUUCUGUGUCAGACCUGCUAACGAGGACAUUUGCUCAGAUUUGACUGUAACCUUUACUUCAGGAGAGUGCAGAGCUUCUUCCUUUAGCUUCACCGAAAGCAUCAGUGUUGAUUUCUUAAAUACCAGUGAAAUAAAGCAGAGUAAACCCACUGGACUUCCUGCAGAAAUAACCACAACAUUACCAGAUUUACCAAAGUGUAAAAACCUCUCAGUUAGUAACUACACCUGUUCAGAAAAACACAACCCUAAUGUUACGAUGAAACUGUCUGAGCUGGAGCCGUUCACAGACUACAACUGUACUGGUCUGAUCUUACAGAACAACACCAGCAUAAAUAAGACGACUCCAUCUGUCCACGUCAGGGUUGAUUGUGAUCUUACAAUAACCUACACAAAGAAUGAUUUAACCAGUACUUCCACUGAGUUCAGCUGGACAACAACCAGUAAGAACUGUCAACAGGAACUUCCCAACCUUCAUAAGCUUUCUUAUGACUGCAUUUGUGAUGGUCAGAAACCAGGUAAAGGCAUGAAACCAACACGACCGGAUGGAGGAAAAUGUAGCUUUAAUAACUUAAAGCCAUUCACUGAUUAUACCUGUCGAGUCCAGUUCAAAUACAAGACUUACAUGUCCAAUUCAUCUGAUGUUAAACUGAAAACUAAUCCUGGAAUACCUGAUCCUGUCAAUGGACUUCAAUUGCAUGUUCAGGAGCAUAAUAUGAUCAAAGUAGUCUGGCAAAAAUCCAAUGAUUUCAAGGGAGAGCAGAAGAAAUACAAAGUACGCAUAAAUAAAGCUGGUGAAAAACAACAGAAAACAGAAAUCUUGGUUUCAAACCAUGAGUUUGUCUUCAAAGACCUGAGCUAUUCUACGACCUACGAAGUGGAGGUGACGGCCUACAACGGAGAACAUGAGAGCAUACCCAAAACAGGAAACAUCAGCACUUUCUACAACGACAAAGCUGUGAUUGGGUUUCGUGUCUUCCUCAUCAUCCUCACGUCUGUGGCUCUGCUUUUUGUCACCUACAAGUUCUACAUUCAGAAGCUCAGAAAGUCCACAAAUGAUGUGAAUGACGACAUGGAACUUGAAGCCAUUUAUGAGAACAGACAAUCUCCUGGAUUACGUCAUAAAGAAGCUCACUGAUCAAGAAAGACAUUAUGGAGCAGCAAAGUCAGUCACCAUUAACU